GGCCGAGUUAUUGAAGAGAAGGCAAAAGAAUCGAGCAGGGGAUGGGCCGUAUAACCAAGACUCAGUCAAUCUCAAUGAUCUCAAGGUGAAAGCUGUCAAUGAGAUGAUGGACAGGAUUAAACGUGGCGUUGUCCUGAAACCCACCAAAAGGAAGCUGGAGCUCCUGGAUCCGAAACCCAGUGGGGAUGAAGGCAGUGCAGUACACGCACUGAAAGGGAUACUGGAUUCAAUGACAAACAGAAAGGUCCGGCAACCCAGUUGGAAAAGCGAGAAGAAACAGAGUGAGCUGGAAGCUGUCCUGCUGAGGAGGAGGAAGGUAACAGAUGCCAAAAAAGAUUCCGGAAAAAGAGACAUGGAAAAUCCAGCAGCAGCAGCAGCAGCACCUCCCACUGGCCGAAGUGAAGGGAUCAGCCCCAGGUUACUCCCAGCCUCCAGCAAAGAGCCAGCGAAGGGGCUGAAGAGAGGUGUGUCGGUGCAACAGAGCCGGAGGAUUUCCGAUAUCACAGCCCAGAACAGGAGGAGCACAGAGCGGCCGGAGAAGCUAGCAGAACCGUGAGGGACUCGGAUCCCCAGCACAGCCUCAGUGGCUCAGCCAAUCCAUCACCCCCACCCCA
Messenger RNA from Chiloscyllium plagiosum (whitespotted bambooshark), 614 nucleotides. Lineage: Eukaryota; Metazoa; Chordata; Chondrichthyes; Orectolobiformes; Hemiscylliidae. The record is from RefSeq and is a predicted model, not a curated record.